This is a messenger RNA of Trichomonas vaginalis G3, 1554 nucleotides long. RefSeq lists its product as uncharacterized. Bases 1 to 1554 code for a protein of 517 amino acids. NCBI's taxonomy places the organism in Eukaryota, Parabasalia, Trichomonadida, Trichomonadidae. The record is from RefSeq and is a predicted model, not a curated record. The transcript has a single exon.
AUGGAAAGGCCAUUGGAUUCCAAAGUUGAUGGCCAAUAUUCCAUCACUAACAUAGAGAAAGCCAAUGAAGUCACACAAUCCAUUUCUAAGCUCCUUGUAUUGCUUCAACGAAAUUUUAAAGGAGAUUAUCCAGAUUCCUUGAUUCAGGAGCUUAAAACUAUGACAAAUAACCUAACAAAAUACAAGAAAUUAGAUUUACCAUCUUUUGCUAAGGAUUUUUCCAGUUAUUCUGGUGAAGAUGUUUUAUCCGUUGCAUUACUCUUUUUGAAUGAAAUUAACAACAACACUAUAAACAAACAGAAAGAUCAGCUUUCACAAUAUGAAAAUGAAAUCAAUUUACUAAAAGAAAAAAUAAAAUCUUUAUCAAAGACAGAUCGAUCUACACAAAUAGAAAAUACAGGAUCAUUUGGAUCAAGUAACGGAAAAAACUCAUCUAAUUCUCUAUCAGAUUCCAAAUUUACCUCCGAUAUCUCUAAAUUGAGCCGUGAAGAGGAAAUCAAGCAAAUUAAACGUCAGAUUCGCGAUAAAUACAAAGACAAAAUCCUUGAAUUGAAUUCAAUGGUUCAAGAAAUUCCUCCUUUACAAGAUGAAAUCUUCAGACUUCGAAAGAAACUGAAAUCCAAAUCGAAAGACGAAUCAAAUUCUCAAACUACGAUCCAAUCAUACGAAUCCGAGCUCAGAGAAACGAAAGCUUCAGUGGUCGAUCUCCAAAAUCAAUUACAAACAGCUUUAGCUGAAAACGAGAGACUAUCUCAGAUUACUGAACAAACAAGCAAGUCAAUACUUUCAGAAAGAUCCCAAGGAAUCGCAGAAGGAAAACAAAAAUUCCAAUAUCUUAUAUCCGAAAUGGCCCAAAACUACCAAGGAGUAUCUAGAGAGCUUACUGAUGUUAUCCAACAAAGGAAUAAGUUGUUUGAACUCGUCAACUCCCAACAAAUUCUUUUAAUGAAACAUGAAAACGCCAAAAACCAAACAACUUCUCAAAAAGAGAUCGUCGUUGAACGACCAAUACCCAAUAAAUUACCAAAUAUCAAUGAUUUGAUUCUUGAUUCCAUUGAUGAAAUUAAUCAUGAUAAUAUUGAAGAUGCGAUCACAGAUAUCCUUAAACUAACACACCAAGACAAAUCAUAUACAGAAACAAUCGAAUCCCUGAUUAAUUUGCUUCUCGAAAGGGUCAGAUCAAAAGAAAAAAUAAUUUCUGAACAAAACAAGAAAAUUAGCACUUUUACUGACCAACUACCACUUGUUAAUAAGCUAACUAGUCUUAUUAAAGGCCAAUUAUCAUAUAUCGAGAAGAUUGCGAAAAUUGAUGAUUUGCAAGUUGACUCUUCGCUUCGGGAAAGUAUUUAUCACAAUAUCAGUGACACCAAAGAUUACAUUGAGAAGAACUGUGGCCAAAUCAAUGACCAAAAGUCCAUUUUCGGAUUUUUAGAAUCAGAUCCAGAAAAAAUCAAAGAAAACAUAUUGACUUUUCUUUCGAAAUACGAAAAUCCACAAACAGCUGAAGGAAUAGAGCUAUAUCUUAUUCUUAAGCAGUCAAUUGCCUUAUCCUGA